AUGUCUAGUAAGCCCAAAAAGACCAGCAGUCCAAAAGAUGCCACAAUUGAAGAAAUUUAUCAAAAGAAAACUCCAUUAGAACACAUAUUGCUUCGCCCAGACACUUAUGUAGGCUCUAUAGAGCUCCAAGACAGCAAACUGUGGGUAUGGGAUUCCAUUACUAACAAAAUGGUAUAUCGGCAAAUUCAGUAUGUCCCAGGCUUAUACAAAAUAUUUGACGAAAUCUUAGUAAAUGCACAAGAUAACUUUCAGAGAGACAAGAAAAUGAAUUCCAUACAAAUCACCAUUGACCGCGAAAAUGGGAUGAUAAGUAUCUGAAAUAAUGGCAAAGGAAUCCCUGUAGUCAUUCACCAAGAACACCAAGUUUAUGUCCCUGAGCUUAUUUUUGGUCAACUUCUGACUUCUAGUAACUAUGAUGACAGUCAGAAAAAAGUUACAGGUGGCAGAAAUGGAUAUGGGGCCAAACUGACUAAUGUUUUUUCUAAAACUUUUAUAGUUGAAACUGCAGACCCUGAAAAUAAGCAGAUUUUUACUAUGGAAUGGACUCAAAACAUGACUAAAAAGUCCAAGCCGAAGAUCACGAAAUAUAAUGGAAAAGGAAGCUAUACUCGCGUUACGUUUUAUCCUGACCUACAGAGGUUUGGUAUGAAUUGCCUAGAUAAAGAUAUAAUUGAUUUAAUGACAAAAAGAGCUUAUGAUAUGGCAGGAUGCAUAGGGAAAAAAGUAAAAAUAUUUAUUAAUGAUUUUGAAAUUCCUAUUAAAUCGUAGAAAUAAAUUGGUGGCAUUAACUGAAAUUAAUAUAGGACCCAUCCUUAUGGAGUUGAAAGCAGGGUAUCUGUGUCACUUUUUGAAGAAGGCCUUUAGAUUUGGGAUGCCUGCCGAAGAGGGAUGUUUUGCUUCUCCUCCGAAGGUUUUCCUUCCCUGUCAGAUAUAUGAGUAAGGUCUUGUCUAUCACAUAGUUUCUUUUCAUUGAAACCAUAGAGGCACUCUGCAGAAGGUGCACUCCCAUAAGGCUAAUCCCUUGGACAGAUGUUGAGGACGAAAAUCCUGAAGGGCGACCUUUGGAGCCAAGAUGCACAAAUGCUAGUGGGUUUACCGCUUAUGGCCAGCAUAGCCUGAUUUUAACUAUUAAAUCGUUCGAAGAUUAUGUUGGGUUAUAUUUGCAAAAUGAAGGAACCCCAAAAAUAUAUAGCCAAUAUGGAAAUAGAUGGGAAAUCGCUGCAACUAUAAGUGAUGGCACAUUUCAGCAGGUUUCUUUUGUUAAUGGAAUUUGUACAUCAAAAGGGGGAACUCACGUAAACCAUAUAACUGAUCAAUUAAUUGAUGCAAUUUCAGCAGCAAUUUCAAAAAAGCAUAAAAAAAUUGAAGUCAAAAAUAACCAAAUAAAACAGCAUUUGUGGGUAUUUAUUAAUUGCUUGAUCGAAAACCCUUGUUUUGAUUCUCAAACUAAAGAAAAUAUGACACUUAAGCCUUCUAAUUUUGGCUCGAAAUGCGAAAUUGAUGAGCAAUUUUUGAAAAAUUUAAUAAAAUGCGGGAUUAUUGAAAGCAUUGUUGCAUCUUCCAAUGCAAAAGCUGAAGUCCAGCUUGGGAAAAUAGUAAAAUCAAAGAAAAAUGAAAAAUUAUUUAUUAAUAAAUUGGAGGAUGCAAAUUUAGCUGGAACUAGCCAAGGAAAUAAAUGCUCAUUAAUUUUAACUGAAGGAGAUAGUGCUAAAGCCUUAGCUAUGGCUGGAAUUGAAGUGCUUGGAAGAGACAAAUAUGGAGUUUUCCCAUUAAAAGGGAAAUUAUUAAACGUAAGAGAAGCUUCACACAAGCAGCUUAUGGGGAAUGAAGAAAUACAAAAUAUUAUGAAAAUUGUGGGGCUACAGCCUAAUAAAGAAUAUACAGAUGUCAAUGGGCUUCGAUAUGGGUCAAUUAUGAUAAUGGCUGACCAAGAUCUAGACGGUUCACACAUAAAAGGCUUAAUCAUCAAUUUCAUCCAUUUCUUCUGGCCAAGCUUGCUUAAAAAAGACGGCUUUUUAAAAGAAUUCAUCACUCCUAUAGUAAAAGCCACAAAUGGGUCUCUAACGGUCUCAUUUUUCACAAUAAACGAAUUUUCAGAGUGGCUUAAAGAAGCCAAUCAUGACGAAUGGACCACAAAAUACUACAAAGGUCUUGGUACCUCUACAAGUAAAGAAGCCAAAGAAUAUUUCAGUAACCUUGGGAAGCACCAAAUUGAUUUUUCCUGGGAAAAUGAUACAAGAGAAAGUGACGCCAUUGAUAUGGCUUUUAGUAAAGCUCGAGCAGAUGAUCGCAAAAAAUGGCUGGCCAAUUUAAGCCCAGAAACUUAUUUAGAUAUGAAUGUUGAAAAAGUGUCUUAUUAUGAUUUUAUACAUAAAGAAUUGGUACUUUUUUCUAAUUAUGAUAAUAUUAGGUCAAUUCCAAGCUUAAUUGAUGGACUUAAACCAGGACAAAGAAAAAUCAUUUUUGCUUGCUUUAAAAGAAAAUUGUCAUCAGAAAUAAAAGUGGCUCAGCUUGCUGGGUAUGUGGCUGAACAUUCUGCUUACCAUCACGGAGAACAGUCAUUAGCAGCCACUAUUGUAGGACUUUCCCAAAAUUUUGUAGGGUCAAAUAAUUUGAAUUUAUUGGUACCAAUUGGACAGUUUGGUACAAGAGCAAUGGGUGGAAAAGAUAAUGCGAGCCCGAGAUAUAUUUUUACAAAUUUGUCAGAUAUAACGAGAAAAUUAUUUAUACAAGAUGAUGAUAAUGUAGUGAGUUAUCAGAAUGAAGAAGGACAAAGAAUUGAGCCUUAUUAUUAUGUGCCUGUAAUUCCUACUGUGUUGGUGAAUGGAGCAGAAGGGAUUGGAACUGGGUGGAGUACGUUUAUAGCUCCACAUAAUCCUAUUGAGAUUAUAAACUCGUAUAGAAAAAGAAUUGAAGGGUGCAGAUUUGAAGAAAAUAAGAUUUCCCCGUGGUUUAGAGGGUUCACUGGGACUAUUGAGAAUGUAGGAAACUCUUUUGAAAUCAGAGGGAAAUUCGAAACAAUAAAUGAAGACUGAAUAAGAAUUGCUGAGCUGCCGAUUGGAAAAUGGACAAGCGACUAUAUAACUUAUUGGCUAAAUUUCUUCUCUGAGCAGAUUUUUGUUAUAUAACUUAUCUAAAAAUUCACAAAUAUAGAAGCAGUUUAAUUAAUAUGCUAUAAAAAGCUUUUUAGAAAGCUUAAUGCAAGAAGAAGAUGCUUUUAUCACUGAAUUUAAAGAAUACCAUACAGACGACAGAGUAGAGUUUCAUGUCUGCAUUCCAACAUUGACUGAGCUUCCUGCUGACCAAUUAAUGAAAAAACUAAAACUUAUCUCCACCCUUAACUUAUCAAAUUUAGUUUUAUUCGACAGAGACAGAAAAAUCCACAAAUACUCAAACGUCUAUGAAAUAAUGGAAGAGCAUUUUAAUGUAAGAGCAGACUUUUACCAAAAAAGAAAAGACUAUUUAGUAGCAAAAUUAACAAAAGAAGUCAAAAUUCUAUCAAAUAAAGUCAGAUUUAUUAACGCACUCUCAGAUGGAGAAAUUUCUGUAUAUAAUAGGAUGAAAACUUUAAUUGUAGGAGAUUUAAAAAGAAAAGACUUUAUGUCAGCAAGCGAGCUGGAUAAUAUUUUUAAAGAAUCAAAUAACUCUGAUUUAGAUGAAGAUGAAAGAAGUGGGAUAAGGAAAAAAAUACCUUUAGAUGAGUAUGAUUAUUUAUUAAAUCUACCUCUAUGAUCAUUCACGUUUGAAAAGGUACGCCAGCUGAAAGCUGAAGAAGAAGAAAAAUCAGCACUGCUUGAAAAAUUAAUAAAUACCACAAUUUUUGAAAUGUGAAUAAAAGAUUUAGAUGAUCUGCAGCAAACUAUUGAAAGUCUAUGGAAUAAAGAAGAAAAUUCAAGAGAAAACCAAAUUGUUAGUAAUAUAAAUAAGAGAAAAAGAGGGAAAAAAGAUUCUCCAGAGGCCAUUAAGCCGGCUAAAAAACUAGAAUUAAACAGUAAUGAAGGAAAAAAAGCUGUGAAUAAAGAAAAAAUAGUUCAGAAAAAAUUGGCAGCAUUUAUUGAAGAUAAGGCAGAUAUGGAUAUAGAAGAAAACAAAGAAGAAAAAUUAGAAAAUGCGAAAAAUACAUUGAAAAUUAGUGAUAAACUCGAGAAAUUUCAGAAAGAUGAACCACAACAAAAUUCUAUUGCUCCGAUAAAAGAAGACUUCACAGGAAAUUUUAAUGCCCUGAAAGAGCUUCUAAAAAGUGUACCUUUAUCGGAGUCUGGAGAAAGCAGUGAAGGUUCCGAAUUUAGUAAUCCAUUUGGAGGCUCAUUAAAAAAGAAAAGACCAAGAGAUGAAGAAUCAAAUUCUAGCAGUUCAUUAGGUGAUCCAACAAAAACUGCUAAGUUGAGUAAAAAUCGUUCCUCUAAGCCCCAGUCUUCAGCUAUUUCCAACGAUGAAGACUAA
Blepharisma stoltei is the source of this 4443-nucleotide messenger RNA. NCBI's taxonomy places the organism in Eukaryota, Ciliophora, Heterotrichea, Heterotrichida, Blepharismidae. The record is from the annotation of a GenBank genome assembly.